AUGAGUGAUUCAACUAAUGACGAAGUACAAGUGCCGGAGUCCUCUUCCCCGUUAAAGCAGACUAAUGAUGAGACUACCGCAUCGCUGCUGCGCAGUCAGUUUAGCUUUACACCGGAUAAUGGGGCAAAUAACAAGCCAAAUCCAGUGGCAGGAGGUCCUAAGGGCAACCCUGAUGCUCAACUUGCGCAGUUAGCUACGGAAUUCCCUGAUUUUUCACCUACUUUGGUUCAAGCAGUGUUCAAGUCGAACUCUUUCAACAUUAAGAUGGCCAGAGAACGGCUGACGAGGAUUAGGAACCAGAGACAGAAUUGGUCAGUUAACUCUAAGGGUGGAAAGACCACUUUGAUACCUCAGACUAGCCGGUUGGGGUCCUCUAUGAGCCCAACAAACCGUUUAAACUCAAUCAAGCCAAGUGAUCCCUCAUCAAAAAUCGUGGUGGAGAAACAGCGUACGUCAAUUUUUGAUCGUUACUCCAAUGUGAUGAACCAGAAAUUACGUCCUACUAUGACCGAGUCUUUAGUGGUCGAUGACGAUGCUCUUUCGAAAUUGAGUGGAUCGAACAUUAAGAGAAGAAGACUGGUUAGAGCUGAUAAUUUGGAUAAGGAUAGAAAGGCCACACAUCUGGAUAAGGCCAAAGAGAACCUUUUAAACAUGAAGAUGAAGAAAGUCACUUCUGGUGAUGACGGUACAGCAGAAGAAGAAAUGAGUGGUGAGGAAGAUGUAAGCGGUGAAGAGUAUGAAGAGAGAACUCCAGAAAUUAAUAUUGAUGACCAGUUGCUACAGUUCUUGAAUACUGCUGAUGCGAGCGAUAUUGCGGAUCUUGGUGAGACUACUAUGGCGAAGGCCAAGAUCAUUAUAUCCAAAAGGCCAUUCUCUAGCUUAUAUGCCUUUGCACAAUUGGAAUUCAGUGAAGAGAAUGGGGAUCAUACAAAGAAGACUCCAAAGAGGACUGUCAAGAGAGCCUCUAACCAAAAGAGAGAGAGUGAAAAGUUGCUGGAGAAGGUUAACCAAAGUAUAAGAGGUUAUAACGCUAUUGACUCGCUAAUUAAGAGGUGUUCAUCGUACGGCAAUUUGAUCGCUGGUCAAAUGAAACGGUGGGGUAUAGAUUUGGAGCAUACGCAAAAUGGUGGAGAGCUGGAUUUCACUAAUAUAGAUUCUGACGAUGAUGACACUGCAGUCGUUGAGGAAUUUGAUGAGUCAGAAGUGAGUGCUACACCAACUCCAGCUCCAGAGACCAAUGUGGCCAAGUUAAAGAUUAAGAGUGAGAGUGGCAGUGAAGCGGAAGAGGACGAAGAAGAGGAAGAGGACGAAGAAGAUGCUCCAUUUGAAGAAAGUGAGGAUGAAGAAUAUGGUCAGACAAGAAAAGCUGCUUUCCCUGGCCGCAGGGGGAGACCACAGAAACGAUUGGUCAAAUUCUUCAAGGGCAGACCCAAAUUACUUGGUCCUGAUGUUCAAUUAAAGGACUAUCAGCAGACAGGUAUUAAUUGGUUGAACUUAUUAUACCACAAUCACAUGUCCUGUAUUUUAGCAGACGAUAUGGGGCUAGGUAAGACAUGUCAAGUUAUAUCUUUCCUAGCGUAUCUGAAACAGAUCAAUGAACCUGGUCCUCAUUUGGUAGUUGUUCCAUCGUCAACUUUAGAAAACUGGCUGAGAGAGUUCCAAAAAUUCUGCCCCAGUCUCAAGAUCGAACCGUACUAUGGUUCUCAACAGGAAAGAGCCGGUCUAAGAGAAAUUUUAGAGAGAACAGCCGGUCAAUACGAUGUCAUUGUGACCACUUAUAAUUUAGCUGCUGGUAACAAAUAUGACAUCUCGUUCUUGAGGGGUUGUCAUUUUAAUGUGGUCGUUUACGAUGAAGGGCAUAUGUUGAAAAACUCCCUAUCAGAAAGAUUCUCGAAGUUGAUGCGGAUCCAAGGUAAUUUCCGUCUGCUGUUAACGGGUACUCCUCUGCAAAAUAAUUUGAAAGAAUUGAUGUCGCUAUUGGAAUUCAUCAUGCCCUCGCUCUUCGAAGCAAAGAAAGAUUACCUUGCUUCCAUUUUCAAACAGCGUGCAAGAACCACAGAUGACAACAAGGGCUUCAAUCCUCUAUUGGCCCAAGAGGCAAUUAAUAGGGCCAAAAUGAUGAUGAGACCUUUCAUUUUAAGAAGACGUAAGGAUCAAGUUCUGAAACACUUGCCUGCUAAGCACAGAGUCAUUGAGCAUUGUGAAAUGAACGAGACUCAGCGUAAGAUAUACAAUGAAGAGAUCAAAUUGGUUAUGGAGCACAAACGAAUGAUACAGAAUGGUGAACUACCCGAGGACCCCAAGGAAAAAGCCAAAAUACAGUCGUCAUCUUCGAAGAACCUCAUAAUGGCGCUCAGAAAGGCAUCACUACAUCCACUCUUGUUCCGCAACCUUUACAACGACAAAGUGUUAGCCAAGAUGAGUGAUGCGAUCUUAGACGAACCUGAGUAUGCUGAGAACGGUAACAGACAAUAUAUUCAGGAAGAUAUGAGUUAUAUGACGGAUUUUGAACUGCACAAACUAUGCUGUAAUUUUCCUAACACCUUGGAAAAGUUCCAACUGCAUAACCAGGAAUGGCUAAAAUCCGGUAAGAUCGAUAAGCUGACAGAGCUCUUAAAGCACAUCAUCAUAGAGAAAAAGGAGAAAGUGCUGAUCUUUUCACUAUUUACCCAAAUCUUGGACAUCCUAGAGCUUGUACUCUCAACCCUAAACUACAAGUUCUUGAGGCUCGACGGUUCCACCCAGGUCAACGACAGACAAUCUCUGAUUGAUAAGUUCUACGAGGACGAAACGAUUCCAAUCUUUAUACUAUCAACGAAGGCCGGUGGAUUCGGUAUCAAUCUCGUGUGCGCCAACAAUGUGAUUAUUUUUGACCAAAGUUUUAAUCCACACGACGACAGACAGGCCGCAGACAGAUCCCACCGUGUAGGCCAGACAAAGGAAGUCACCAUCACCACGCUGAUAACAAAGGACUCUAUCGAGGAAAAGAUCUUUCAACUUGCUAAGAACAAGCUUGACUUGGACUCCCACAUCUCUGAAGAUGACAAGAAGUCCCAGGAACUUCUCGAAAGCAAAGUCAGCGACAUCCUGGAGGAUAUCAUCUACGAUGAAAACUCCAAACCCUGA
Torulaspora delbrueckii is the source of this 3126-nucleotide messenger RNA. It is a transcript of the gene FUN30, whose product is annotated as DNA-dependent ATPase FUN30. Gene Ontology annotation, molecular function: ATP binding; chromatin binding; ATP-dependent chromatin remodeler activity. The record is from RefSeq and is a predicted model, not a curated record. The transcript has a single exon. The coding region runs from base 1 to 3126 and encodes 1041 amino acids. Gene Ontology annotation, cellular component: nucleus. NCBI's taxonomy places the organism in Eukaryota, Fungi, Ascomycota, Saccharomycetes, Saccharomycetales, Saccharomycetaceae.